Messenger RNA from Fomitiporia mediterranea MF3/22, 663 nucleotides. Its product is annotated as SET domain-containing protein. The annotation marks the transcript as partial. The transcript has 6 exons. NCBI's taxonomy places the organism in Eukaryota, Fungi, Basidiomycota, Agaricomycetes, Hymenochaetales, Hymenochaetaceae. Gene Ontology annotation, molecular function: histone H4K20 methyltransferase activity; protein binding. Gene Ontology annotation, cellular component: nucleus. The record is from RefSeq and is a predicted model, not a curated record.
AUGAAUCCGGAGCGUAGACUGCCGAAAACGGACUCGCAGGCCGUCUUAAAUAUUAUCCAGCGCAUAACUCAUGCACGCCAGAAUGAGCGACAGGUGAUAAAACUGGGCAUCAGCGAAUUAUUUGAGAUUCAUUCCGUGCUAUACUUCAUCCAAGACUACAAGCAAAAGCAGAUAAACGCGUUUGCCACUCACGCGUCGCGUUAUUUAGAACUGUACCUGCCGAAUGGCUCGAUAGAGAUUGCUCAGACAACCCGCUACUCGCGCAUUACCGGCAAGAAUGAGCUUUGCAUCCUCGCGACGCGUCCAAUGCCAGCCGGGUUUUUAAUAUCCGAGCUUAAGGGGUCAUUAGCGGAGCUCACGGAUGAUGAAGACAAAGAGCUGAAAAACCCCAGCGGAGGCAUUGACGGUGGACGGCGUGAUUUCAGUGUCAUCCAUUCGAAGCAGCUGAAGAAGAAUCAUUUGUUCCUGGGACCUGCUCGGUUUGUGAACCAUGACUGUGACAAUAACUGCGAACUGUUCAGAGAUGGUCGAUACAUAACUUUCCGCACAAUCAAACCUAUUGCUCUGGGACAGGAACUGACAGCACACUAUGGAGAAGGGUAUUUUGGGAAAAACAAUCGUCAUUGCCUCUGUGAGACAUGUGAGCGGCGUGGAAAAGGUGGA